This is a messenger RNA of Hyalella azteca, 7121 nucleotides long. RefSeq lists its product as uncharacterized. Gene Ontology annotation, molecular function: protein binding. Bases 95 to 6979 code for a protein of 2294 amino acids. Lineage: Eukaryota; Metazoa; Arthropoda; Malacostraca; Amphipoda; Hyalellidae. The transcript is spliced from 25 exons. Gene Ontology annotation, biological process: signal transduction. The record is from RefSeq and is a predicted model, not a curated record. Gene Ontology annotation, cellular component: cytoskeleton.
UUAUAAAAACCUCACUCAAUGAGAGUGAUGAUUGAAUUCAUAUUUUAAGAGAACUUUGCUUCUAUUUUCACCUGGAGGAUUGUAGUUAUUCCCCAUGCGUCUUUUUGGCAUCAUGGGCAACAAGAACGUUCACAGCAAAUGCAAAUGUUCGACAAACAAGUCUCAGGACCGCUGCUCCUCUCCCAAAAUGUCUCCGCUUUCAAAUUUGGAGGCGAUUGAUUCUUCAGCUGACAGCGACAGGGCGUCGUGCUUUCUUGCAAGCGGCCAUGACGUGGCAGCAGUUCAAGAUAAUGUUGAAGAUGUCCCUACAAGUUCACAUUCUAUAUCGAAAGACCAACGGAUUUUGAUGAAUGCCGAAGAAUCUGGUGACUGUUACGCUAAAGAUAAUACUUGUUAUGUUCCAUCUUCGGUUAUCGAGAACGAAGCAGCAGCUACGGUCGAUGAAACUGAAAAUUCUGUAGAAAUUUUAUCCGUCACAAACUUGACUGCGUCACACAAUCCCCAUCGAAUACAUCCGUCCCGGGCUGUGCCUGUCAUAUCCUGUUCAUCCACAAGACCGACUGCAUCUUCAGGCAACUCCUCCAAGCUGUCGAGUUUUUUUGUCCGACGAAGCCAAUCUUUGAGCCUGCACCGUCCCUCUCAAGUCACGCCUGAGAAGCCCUUUGCAAGGCCGUCGUCUCCCUCACUCCAGCAUGGUCGUGAAGCAGCCCCUUGUCCCUCUGAUGCUGCCAACCGACCACUCGCACCCUCUCAUGUUCUUCCUCCUCAUGGCCAGUCAUCGUGUUCUGGCCAACGCUCGGCAAAAAACGGUGACUGUAACUUUUCCGAGAUUUCCUGUGCUGCUUCAACCGUCCAUGAAAACUUGUCCGAAGCAGAUAGUUGUAACGCGACGUCGGAUAAUGAGUCUAGUCGAAGAAAUAGUUCGCUUGUUCCACUGUGGGUCACCUCUGAUCAAGAAAAUAAUGGCAUGGAUCAUAAUGAUGCCGUUGAUUCUGGCUUGGGUGAUGCCAAAACAGAUAGCGUUGUUUCUAAAACCGUAGAGGUUAUUGCAGGAGAAUAUGUGAAUAACUCUAGCAACAAUCAAAGAGGAUCUGCCAGUCUCUCAUUAUAUUCAGCGAAAAAUAAGCGCCCUCUGGUGCUUCCGCUGCAACAUUCCCUGAACGAUCCCAGUAGUCUAUCAAUUAAUUCUUCAACGGCGUAUCAGCCUUCUUUGUAUCCUGCUGCCGACCCUUGUAAGCAAUUCCACUCACGCACUCUUGGUAAGCGAAUUGUUGGCUGCAAUCAGAGACUCACGGCGGGCCAGUACAAUUCUCUAGCAACUAGAGGACAUUUUGGUCGCAGCACUCGAGUGCAACCUCCAUGUGUCAACCUUAAUUCACCAGAAUCUAAAUUUGAAGUUAGACCGUCCAUAAUUGGUGAUUUAAGUGGCAAAUCGCAGACCAUCAGUAAUCGUAACGAUAUCAACACGUACGAAAAUUUUAAUUCGCAUAUUAUGCGCCGAACUUUAAAUCACAACCAACAAAACUCGGUAACUUCUGGUCGUCAGUUUCUGAGUUUCGGUAAACAAAGCACUUCAGGGACCAGGAAAAUUACUCCUGCUUCAAGCAUCGGAAAAAUUCAAGAACAAACUGCUGUGCAAAGUUCGUCGUGGAUUGUUCCUACGAAACAGUAUACCAACGUUGUGCAUUGUCAAAGCCAUGCAGCGGGCACCUCGUCAUGGCUGCCGCCCCUGGAGAACUGGAGGUGUGGCGGCGCCGUGUUACCUUAUGGCUGGGAGGAGGCCACCGACAAGCACGGCAAGACUUACUUCAUCAACCAUUUAAACAAGACUACAACGUACUCCGACCCUCGCAAGGAUGACCCGCUGGAGGAACCUCCUAAGCCCCGCACCGUAACCCUGUCGCGUCACCAGGACAUGGGCUUCGGGUUCGUCGCCGGGUCUGAGAAACCAGUCAUCGUCAGGUUCGUGACUGAGGGCGGGCCAAGCGAAGAUCUGCUGCUGCCCGGCGAUCAAAUCUUGGAGAUCAACGGCGAGGACGUGAAGAAGGCGCCACGGGACCACGUCAUCCAGCUCGUCAGGUCCUGCAAGGAAACCGUAACUCUCACCGUCACACAGCCGCCUCUAGAUAACUCGGCUCGGAAGUCUGCCCUGCUGAGUGCGGCGAAGAAGCAGCGGCUCAAGAGCAACCCUUCACGGGUGCGCUUUGCUGAGAGCGUCCAUAUCAACGGCACGGUCGGCACCGCUGAAGUUCCGAACCUGAGCUCUUCCGAGUCCACGACGCCGUUCAUGCCCAACGUCCUCAAAGUCUUCCUGGAAAAUGGCCAAACGAAAUCAUUCAAGUACGACUCAAGCACCACCGUGGGUGACGUGCUCGACAGCUUACAUCAGAAGCUGGGCAUCAAGUGCCCUGGGUAUUUCUCUCUCGUCGUCGAGCAUGUCAAGAGUCUGCGCAGGAACAAGCUCACUAUUCUCGACCCUGCCGAGACUUUGACAAGGGUCCGUGGUUCUGUCUACCAUCAGGUCCGUGGUUCUGUCUACCAUCAGGUCCGUGGUUCUGUCUACCAUCAGGUCCGUGGUUCUGUCUACCAUCAGUGCUGCAACGACGUGGUACAGGAGCGCUUCUCCCCGGAGCUGAAGAGCGACGUGGCUCUUCGUUUAGCGGCGCUGCACAUCCAGCAACACUCCAUCACCAACGGCGUCGCCAGCAGCAAGAUUAGCGUCAAGACCGUCGAACGAGAGUUUGGCCUGGAAAGAUUUCUACCGCCCAGUUUACUGGACGGCAUGAGAAGGAAGGAGCUACGGAAGCUGCUGUCGCAUCUCCUGAAGGUGCAGGCGGGUGCCGCGGCCUCUGCGGGUCAGAAGAAUGUGCCGGCACUGCAGCCCAAGCUGCACUAUCUUAAAAUAAUCGGCGAACUUCCAUCUUAUGGAGCAAAAUGCUUCAGCGGAUGCGUCAUGGAGGCCAAUCAAGAGAGCGUAAUCCUGAUAAGCCCUCGCUUUGGCAUCAGUCAGAUCACAGGCAUCAGAAAUGCUAUGCCUGAAGCGCUGUGCGACAUCGACCAGAUCACCGGCCUGGUCGUGUCCAGAGAAGAGGACAACAUAAGCCUUAAGGUCGACAUCGCUCUUAAGGAUCCUGACAAAGAGAAGUUGAGCGUGACGCUGGAGGAGCGCGACGCAGAGGAGCUGGUGCUGGUGCUGCGCGGCUACUACGCGCUGCUCGCUGAGAAGGCAUUGCCUGUGCAGCAUCUCAGGGACCAGUUCUGCCCUGAUCAGGCUCCGCCGUACCACGCGAAGCAUCGCGUGCAGACGUCGGCAUGGAGCUACGCUACCACGUCUGACGACGUCUCGUCGGCAGCUGACGACACGCGAGGCGAAGUCCCCGACAGAAUUGUGGACCUCAGCGUCGCGCCUCCCUACCAAAAACCUCCGCCGGGGUACAAGGUACAAAUUCCAGUAAAACAAAUCAUAUUUUUGUGUUUGUGCGUCGCGCCUCCCUACCAAAAACCUCCGCCGGGGUACAAGGUUCCAAAUGGAGUUAUCCCUGGCCUCUGUCUAGACGACAACAGCAGCGCCACCUUCAAGUCAGAACUUGACUCUAACAUGAACAAAACGAAUUCUGUGUACGACAACACGUCAGAUGUAGGAACCAUCGUCGGCUCUGGCAUUCCUUCUCGGUCCACUGGCAUUGCUAUGAACAACUCUGGCACUCACAGCAGUGGUACCAACAUAUCAGGCAUCAAUGGUACCACACUUACCGCAACUUGUGGAUACACGGCCACUGCACGUGGUGGUGCUCUGGAUCCUGGUACCAAGAAGGUACUUUUUAGCCGCUGCGAUGGUGAUACGCUGUUCGAAGCCAGGAACGCUGGUGCCGAGAUGACAAGACGCGUGGCAGAGUUGCAGCAGCAGGCAAGUGAGGCAGAGGCUGCAGCGAGUGACGGAGAGACCACUGACGCUGAGAGCGUCCGCUCCGACGGAAACCAGUACGGCAGACUCAAGCACUCCGACUCCUUGCUGCUACUCACUCAGGGCCAGAAGCUGAUUGAAGACUCUCAAGAAUAUUCGGUGCAGCAACAUAAUCAACAGCAACAGCAGCAGAGAGGCUCUGGCAGUGACAGCGACAGCAUGAGCACUCCGUCCCACAGCCCUGCACACAGGCCAGGUGCGAUAUCUGUGAACCAGAACUUCAACUCAAGUCCCGCUGCCCAAACGGCCUCCCCGACUCCCUCGCCCGCCGAGUUGUCGUCGCGUAAAACCAGCGACGCUUCAAGACCUUCGUCAGGCGACAUCAAGACGAGCUUCUCCUCCUUCGGGCUGCACUCACCCGACAACUUACCCAUCACGGCACAGGCUCGCCAGGACGACCUGCGCUCCCUCAUCAGAAAACUCGAAGAUAAUUCCGGACUUCCCUACACCUUCGCUGAAGGAACUCUGUAUCUCGACCCUGAUAUUAUCGACCUCACAAUGAUCCCUCCUCCAAUCACUCCUGAUGAGGACGGUGCCCCAAAGCUGCUCCCCGUGUCUCAGAUCAGCACGCCUCCCACACCCUUCGCUGACCGGCAAACUCUCGAGAAAGAACUGCUCGCUUUGGAGAAAAGUUCAUCCUCAGCUCUCCCCUCAGUUUAUCAGUUGCAGAAAACGCGAGCGGCUCAGCUGGCAGCUGCAGCGCACGAGGCGGUGGGGUCGGGUUACGACUUGUCUGCCUUUAUAAUCCCGCCGCCGCCAGCGUCCAACGGAAACAAUCGUUCAUCAGACAUAAUCAAACGCCUAUACGAGGCAAAAGCAGGCAUUAUUAGAGUCGUUGGUGACGAUGGACUCUUGGGUGGAUCCAGAGAAACAGAAAAAGACUUGGACGUCACCGAAGUCCUUCCAAACACCAAAAUGUGUUCUACUCUACCCAGCGGAAAAGUAGCGUCUCUUCAAAAGCAUUUUGAAGCUCAGAAGCAAUGGUCUACUCUAAGUAGAGGUCAAAUUAAUGUUAAUGUUGGAUCUGUAAACUCUGAUAAUUCCUUAUCUGUGACAACGCCUAAUGUUUCUCUCAAUAACGGCUAUAGAAUAGCUGGCAACCCUCGAAAAAUGAGCGAAAAACAACUUUCUCCCGCCGACUCUUCAGGCUACGACAGCCUGCGUUCCGAGAAUUCGAACCCACCAAGUGAACUUGACGUGCGACUUGCACAAGCACUCGAAGAAAACGACCAAAUGUUCAAAACUUUUAAUUCAAGCAAAAGAUCUCAAAACGAACAAAAUCACUCACCAAAUGAAAAAGCUUCGGAAUCCAUUUCGCCUUCCGUCUCGUCGAGAAUACGAAAUUUCAAUUCUAAUAUCACUGGCAGCAGCUGUCAAAGAUUGGCCAGUUUACCAAGACAACAAUCUUUCCCGAACACUGGUAGAAGCGACGUCGAGUCUACGCCUCCUUCUCCGCCUCCACGCUUGCCGGUGACAGGUUUAAAGUCGCCUAUUUCACCUCCUCCCUCAGCAUCUGCCAGCUACAGAACAAAUAGAGACCAGUCUUUUUCAUCAUCAUACAAUAGCUUAUCAAAAUCAGCUUCGCAUGGUGAUAUAGCAAGAAGUUCCCCAUCAGUUAAUGGUAGAUCAGAUGGCUCGGUUUCGUCGGAAGAUCUGAGACAAGCAAGAGCACUGAACGGAUCACCGUCUAAACAAAGCGUUAGGUCCAGCAACGAUUCCCUUACCUCUUCCUCUAGUUUAGUGACAGUCAAGAGCGCCUCGCUAAAGAGCUUGGAAGAUGAGCCUCCUCCUGAGCUGCCUCCUAGAAACACUGCGAGCAGACCUUCUGCUAUGAAGCCUCCUCUGCCUCGUAGCGUCUCUCAGGACAAUCCACGCCCACAACCACUGAAUAGUAAAAGCGGUCGUUCACCCUCUCCCCGUCGUCGUAUGUUGCACGUAUCUGGUAGCAGUCGUACAAAGAGCGAUGCUGACGGGGCUGGUAAGGAAGAGCUAACCCCACCAGCGCUUCCGUCUAGAUCUACGAGACCCGCACCUCCCCGCCCCGAUCAGUUGACCUGCGCCAGUAACGGGACUUCCACCCGAUCACUACCCCCAUCUCAGAGUCCUGGAUACAAACCUCCCGUUCCUCCACCAUCUCUAACGUCGCCAGUUUCUACAACCACUGUCGCUAGUCCCACUUCGACUUCUGCAGAUAGAAAUUCUCCAACCAAAUUGAAUCCUUUCUUAAAUCGACCUUUACCUCCUAUCUCUUCGCCGAACAGGAUAGAAAAUGGAUCUUCUAAUCGCGUGUUGUCUGUGAACGGAAGCAAGCCAGACUCCCCCGUGCUUAGAAAUGGUGUCAACGAUACGAAUGGGCCUUUGCAGACAUCGAGUCCCAAGCUCUCGCCGAAAUCCAAGCUUUCUAACGGAAAAUUAGUGUCAAAUUCGAAUGAUUUAGAUGAUUCUUUAGACUCGGGAAGCUUUGAUCAAGAUUCUUUGGACGAGUCUGAGGAUAUUGAGGCCAUGGCUCCUGCAUCACGAGAAGCUUUUAAACAAGUGACUUCUGUAGUAUUAUCUUCUAUUAAAAGCCUAACCAAACUAGCGGCUAUUUGUGCAGAAGCCCAGAAAACCGGUAAUGCUCAAAAGAACGAAUCCAAAUUUCAGGCGGCGAAAGAUGUUCUAACGAGCGAAUCACGACAAUUUGUAACUGCAUCGAAAUUGUUUGUGAAAUCUGCCACGGAAUCUGAAGAGACUCUGCUACAGUGUCUGUCCAACUGCGUAACGUUGCUACAGCGCAUGGUGGAAGUUACUCAGCAAGUUGUCCAGCACACAGCUACUCCCUUGCAGACACAGAACGUCGUGGUGAAAGUGCGAGAUGUUUCAAGCACUUAUCAUACGACGGUGCGGGCAGCGCUUGCUGCUUCGGGACGAGGACUCGAUCAUCCUUCUAUGAAUUCCUUGAUGACACACGCCACCAAUCUGGCUGGGGUAUUGACGGCCUUGAUGCGAACACUCAGAGUCUUUAGUCCUUCUUAAACUCCCUUUAUGUGUCAAUUGCGGUUAUCUUUGUGUGUAUACCCGAUAAACACAGCCUGUGAACAGCUGUGACCACAUAUUACGAAAAAUGUAGUACUUACUAAGAAUUUAAAAGCAAAGAAAAGUCCACAAAAAUUCAUAU